UGUGUCUCCUCAGCCAUGCAGUUCUGCAACCUUCAUCACUGUGUCCUCUUCUUCCUCAUCUUCACAUUCACCACUGCUCCUGUCUCAUCUCUUGAGAUCUGUCCUACACGGGGAAAGCUUCAUCAACCAGUGACGCUCUCAUGUACAACUAAAUGUUCUGGUUUAUUGAUAUGGAACAUUCUUAGUAAUAGAGAUGUUGUCCUGGCUCAGUGUGAUCAGACAUCAUGCAAGUCAGAAGAAGGAUUUAGUAUCUCUCAUGAUCAGUACCUGAAGGGAGAUUCCUCUCUCACCAUCACUGCAGCUGAUUACAGUAAGAGGAACGUGUACGCAUGUGAAUGUGAAGACUCAGAUUUCGUACAUGUGCGCCUCGUCAUAGAGACUGUGUUCACACCAGUUCAGAUGAAGUCUGAUGAAGAUCUGAAGCUGAAGGUGUCUGUACCAGAGCCAGUGGAGGUGAUUUAUAAAAGAGGUGAUGCAGCUGAUAAAGUGAUCUGCAGUGUGACUAAAGACUCACUACAGUGUAAAGAUGAAUACAGACACAGAACAUCACUCACUUACCCUGAGCUCACACUGAGACACAUGACGCCGAGGGAUAGUGGAAGUUACACCAUCCGGGACACCAAGAAUAAUGAAGACAUUCAGAUAUACGCCGUGUCUGUGGAAGCUGUGGUCACACUAGUUCAGAUGAAGUCUGAUGAAGAUCUGAAGCUAAAGGUGUCUGUACCAGAGCCAGUGGAGGUGAUUUAUAAAAGCAGUGAUUCAGCUGAUGAAGUGAUCUGCAGUGUGACUAAAGACUCACUACAGUGUAAAGAUGAUUACAGACACAGAACAUCUCUCAUUUACCCUGAGCUCACACUGAGACACAUGACGAAGGGGGAUAGUGGAAUUUACACCAUCCGGGACACCAAGAAUAAUGAAGACAUUCAGAUAUACGCCGUGUCUGUGGAAGCUGUGUUCACACCAGUUCAGAUGAAGUAUGAUGAAGAUCUGAAGCUGAAGGUGUCUGUACCAGAGCCAGUGGAGGUGAUUUAUAAAAGAGGUGAUGCAGCUGAUGAAGUGAUCUGCAAUGUGACUAACGGCUCACUACAGUGUAAAGAUAAAUACAGAGACAGAACAUCACUCACUUACCCUGAGCUCACACUGAGACACGUGACGCCGAGGGAUAAAGCAACUUACACCAUCCGGAACAUCGAGUAUAAUGACGACAUUCAGAUAUACGCCGUGUCUGUGGAAGCUGUGUUUAUACCAGUUCAGACGAAGUCUGAUGAAGAUCUGAAGCUGAAGGUGUCUGUACCAGAGCCAGUGGAGGUGAUUUAUAAAAGCGAUGAUGCAGCUGAUGAAGUGAUCUGCAAUGUGACUAAAGACUCACUACAGUGUAAAGAUGAUUACAGACACAGAACAUCACUCACUUACCCUGAGCUCACACUGAGACACAUGACGAAGGGGGAUAGUGGAACUUACACCAUCCGGGACACCGAGUAUAAUGAAGACAUUCAGAUAUACGCCGUGUCUGUGGAAGAACAGUCUGGUGUUCCUGCAUGGGUGAUUGUACUGAUACUGAUUCUGGUCUGCUGCUGUGUUGGAGCAGUAAUAUUCCUACUGUAUAAAUACUGUAUGAGAAAACAGCAGUUGGAGAGGCGACUGCAACAAGUGGACCAGCUUGUACAGGAGGCUUUACGAGGAACAGAGGAGAAGAUCAGAGAAGCGGAGACGUCAGUCGAUCAGCUGCAGCAGCAGUACAUCAACACUGUAUAUGAACACCAGGUUAAAGUGUUCUGCAGUGAAAAGAGGAGACAGCUGUUGGAGAGGCGACAGCAACUAGUGGACGAGCUUGUAAAGGAGGCUUUAGGAGGAACAGAGGAGAAGAUCAGUAAAGUGGAGAAGUCACUCAAACAGCUGCAGCAGCGGUACAACAACACUGUAUAUGAAGACAAGGUCAAAGUGUUCUGCAGUGAAAAGAGGAGACAGCUGUUGGAGAGGCGACUGCAACUAGUGGACCAGCUUGUACAGGAGGCUUUACGAGGAACAGAGAAGGAGAUCAGAGAAGCGGAGACGUCAGUCGAUCAGCUGCAGCAGCAGUACAACAAGACUGUAUAUGAACACCAGGUCACAGAGUUCUGCAGUGAAAAGAGGAGACAGCUGUUUGAGGGGCACCUGAAACAAGUGGACCUGCUUGUACAGGAGGCUUUAGGAGGAACAGAGGAGAAGAUCAGAGAAGUGGAGAAGUCACUCAAUCAGCUGCAGCAGCAGUACAACAACACUGUAUAUAAAGACACGGUCAAAGUGUUCUGCAGUGAAAAGAGGGGACAGCUGUUAAACAGCCAACUGCUACCUGUGGUACAACUUUUAAAGAAGCAAGAAGAGUUGAAAAAGGAGGACACUGAAUAUUUGGAGAGGAAGCUGAAUUGGCUGAUGUACCUGUACAGAAACUCUGAACAUUUAAAUGAUGUCUCAUUGUUCUGCAUGGAACUGAGGUCACAGAUUAGCUGGAACAGAUUACAGUACAGCAAAGAAGAACCUUUUGUGACCAAGAGAAGUGAGUUGAACAGGAAACAGCUAAUUGUGGAACAGCUUGUACAGCAGGCUAAAGCAGGGACAAAGAAGAAGAUCACAGAAGCAAAUAAAGCAAUAGAUGAGUUGGAGCAGCAGUACAGCUACACUGAAUAUUCAAAACAGGUCUCAAUGUUCUGUGAUGAAAAGAGGGAACAACUGGACGCACACUAUGCUUCCGGUCUAAUAAUGUGAUGAAGAGUGACGUCAGACUCGGCUCUGUGACGGCUCUCUAACUGAUGGAAAGGCAAACGGGUUCUUAGAAGGCUCGCCAAUGGAACCAACUUUGAACCAACACCAGCUCUGAACCAACCAGAAAUGAUUUGUCGUGUGUGUGUGAGAUGGAGCAGGGUGAGAGCAGCAUGGAGAUCAAGUGUUGUGGAGAGAAGAGAAUGAGUUAAAAGACCAACACACACACUUUAGGAGUAACAGAAUACAUAAUCCGGACUCAAAAAUUGUGGAUAUGUUACAGUUCAAAGCAAAGUAUCUUGAGUUCUGUAGAUUUUGUAAAAACAAACAAAAAAAAAAGUCAUGUUCAUGUGUCUGCUGUAAACGUCUUUAAUGUUGUUUUGAUUGUAACGCUGUUUUCUUGUGUUUAACGUCUUUAACAUUUUCUUCUUCAAAUGUAAAAUGUUAAAGAUCUUCUCCAGCUGUUACACCAAUAAUAUGAUUAAUAUGAACAUGUUGGGGCACGGUGGCUUAGUGGUUAGCACGUUCACCUCACACCUCCAGGGUCGGGGUUCGAUUCCCGCCUCCGCCUUGUGUGUGUGGAGUUUGCAUUUUCUCCCCGUGCCUCGGGGGUUUCCUCCGGGUACUCCGGUUUCCUCCCCCGGUCCAAAGACAUGCAUGGUAGGUUGAUUGGCAUCUCUGGAAAAUUGUCCGUAGUGUGUGAUUGUGUGAGUGAAUGAGAGAGUGUGUGUGUGUGCCCUGCGAUGGGUUGGCAAUCUGUCCAGGGUGUAUCCUGCCUUGAUGCCCGAUGAUGCCUGAGAUAGGCACAGGCUCCCCGUGACCCGAGGUAGUUCGGAUAAAGCGGUAGAAAAUUAAUGAAUGAACAUGUUGAUUAACAAAGCUUCAUGCUAUAAAAUGAAUGUGGUGAUUUUACAGUUUUUAUUCAGAUUGUAGAUUGUGUGUCAGUGCUUUUGAAGGUUUUUGUCAUUUUACUGCAAUCUUUUUUUUUUUUACAUUUAUUUGAUUAAACUAACCCAUAAUGUAGAGGUUAUUGUAGAGGUUAACCACAGGAACUGAAGAUGUUUUGAAGCUGUGAGGAAAAUGCAGAUGAUAAUAGAGAAGAGAUUUUGGUGCUUUUCUUGUGGACAGAAUGAAGCUGUAGACAUAAGAAGUAACUAAAUGAACAGACUGAUGUUCCUGAGCCGUGUCUUCAGACUAACACUGUCAGGAUGAAACUCUGCAGACGUUCUGAAGUUUCUCUCAGCUGUUUUUAUAGCUUCCACACUAACACACUUACAGCUACACAAACUUAUACACAAACAUAUAAACUCUUAUACACAUAGUUACAGCUGCAUGUAUCAUUUACUCUGUAUGUGCUUUUAAAGGCAGAAUAAAUACAAGUGUCUUAGAUCAUUUUA
Tachysurus fulvidraco (yellow catfish) is the source of this 4136-nucleotide messenger RNA. Its product is annotated as interaptin-like. NCBI's taxonomy places the organism in Eukaryota, Metazoa, Chordata, Actinopteri, Siluriformes, Bagridae. Bases 16 to 2745 code for a protein of 909 amino acids. The record is from RefSeq and is a predicted model, not a curated record. The transcript has 14 exons.